Molecule: messenger RNA, 18384 nt
Organism: Coregonus sp. 'balchen'
Lineage: Eukaryota; Metazoa; Chordata; Actinopteri; Salmoniformes; Salmonidae
Source: the annotation of a GenBank genome assembly
AUGCCAUACAAGUUUGUUAUUAAGGCACAUGAAAGUUCACAUGUUCCAGAAGGCAUUUCUGACAAAAAAACGCAUUUUGAUUUUAAAAAAGUUUACGUUCAAAUGGCUCUCCUGUGAAGUAGUGACGCGCGACAGACGCCUAUUUUCCUGAAACAAGUCACAUAUGAUCAACUUUUUUUAUUUCGCUGUGCAAAUUUACUGGAUAUAUUCACUGCGGUAUUAAGCCUAACAUUGAGCUUAUGAAUUAUGGGCUAAUAUGCAUACACUUCUAACUUCUAAGGCUAUAGUAGGCUACAUGUCGAGCCUGUCUGUCUUCAUUGUUCUGUUGCGCAAGUACGCACCUGGCCUCUCCGCUGCCACGGCUAUUCGUUUUAAAUCUUGUGGAAUUCCAGGAAAAGCAAGACUACAAAAGCUUGUUGAACCUUUAUUUCAACUUAUUUUCUUUAGCCUACUAAUAGCCUAUUGGAGGAGAGAUGCAAGCUUGCUCUUGCUUGCUGAAUGUACACCAGGCUAUAGAUUUAACGGGGGAGUUGAAAAGGAGAAGCCCAUCUUUUCCUAUAGUAGGUCUAUCUUAACACCGGGCUACAUCCUGACAAAAUAGGCCUACACCAUAUGAGUGGCCUCCUAAUGUACCUUUCUGGACCUUCUAAACUGUCGAGAAUAGACCCAAACUUAUCCAAAUGGUUGCAUAAUCAGGCCUACGCUGUUGGCCUAUGCUGUUACUGCAGUUCACAGCCUAUGGACAAUAAUUGCGAAUUCAUUUGAUAACAGUAAUAAAUUCCUAAUUGCACUGUGUUGUUGUAGCCAAGGUAUAAUAAUGUUCUUGUCUAAAAACAUAGACCUAAUCAAUAGUGGAGCUUUGUGUGCCCGGGGACCACAGAGCGCAGCCUGGAGGAACACACUACAGAUCUGCCAUUUCAUAAUCUGUUAACCUAUUUUUAUUGCACGCUGACAGGUAAAUAUUUAACCUAUAGCCGUAAUAUUUAGCUAAUGAAUGGCCUAAUAUCUAGCUAAUAUUUAGCUUAUUACUUCGGCUACACAUCGCUAGCCUCUCCCUACCAGCUGUUCCCGUGUGCAACAGGCUAUAUGCUAUGCAAGUUUCUCAGAAAUAGGCCAUUCCUCUUCUCGUGAAAUCCCAGGAAAAGCUAUAGGCUACAAAAGCUAUAGGACAUUUAUUUUGAUACUUUUUUAUACUAGGCCUAAUAGUUUAUUAGGGGAAAUAAGCUGGCUUGCACUUGCUAAUUGCUUAAUGUAAAACAGGCCUUGAAAAUGCAUGUCGGGGAAAGUUGAGGAGAGAAAGUGCAUUGGUGUGAUCACUUUUGGCUGGUUAUGAUAACAUUGUUGCACUGAUGCAUUGCAAAUAGUUGCACAGGUCAUACAGAGAUGAACACAGUGAAAAAGAAGACCCAAAGGAAUUGACAACCAUUAGAAAAAUAGAAAUCACUUGCAAACCAUUUGAGCAACAAGGCAAUGACAUGCUGUAAAAGAUGUGCAGGCUAAAUAGUGUUUGUUGUUUAAUUGCUACAUUUAAAUAUUAGUUACUAUAUUAUUUUUCAUUAGACCUACAUGUAUAUUGAAGUAUUAUUUGCAGUUGUCACUAUGACAAUGAACAUACCCUGAAAGCACUGAAUGGUCACUCUGAACCAGUAUCUGUGCCACAGAGUUUCUAAACCCAGAGGCAGAACAUUGCAAGACUUCGGGGAACGCUUCGAAGCAGAUCAAGUAGACCAGUCUGGGGUUUGGGGUUAGAGACGUCAAUGAGAGAAGUUAAACAUUCUUCCUUACAUGUUAAUUUUCUCGAAAUCUAAAGACACAACCUAGAUUCAACCCAAUGUCUUAAGUAGUUGAACAUGUUAUUUCUCCAACCUCGUGAAAGUGACAAACUGACACGUUUUAAUUUUCGCCAAAAACUACUUUAUAUCGAAGGCAUGCCUUUGAUUUGACAGCCUGCACAUGCACAGUUCGGCACGAGAGACCAGAUGAUGCAUUCCUGCACGAGCUUAGCUAGCCAACGUCGACAUGACAUCGCCUACAAGUGUGAUCAGGGAUUUCUAUUGGAGAAGCAGUUUCUGCCUAUCUUCAAACUGUACUGUCUUUGUCUGUGCGUUAGAGACCUCAUGAAUGGUCUUCUGUUACAGCCUUAUUAAUGCAGUAGGAUGCGUUGAUCAGUUGAUUGACAGGUGUAGGACUGUAGACCAAUAAACUAUAAACUUUCCUCUAGUGUGGAUGCUCACCAAUGUUUUAUAGUUAUGUAGCCUAUAGUUUAUCAUUAUAGUUAUCGUUAUAGUUAUUGGCUUGGUGGAUGGCCCGGGCCUUAAUUAACUCUACCACAGCACAACUAAAAUUAUUAUCACAACAGAACUAGCCUACUAGUAGGUCUAGAUAACAUUUGUGAACUUGAAUUAAAUAAAUAUACAAUUACACUUAUACACUUACACUUAUACUUGUUUACUUGACUUUUAUACUCUAUAAAUGUUUGCCACCAGCAUGCUGUGGUAGGGAAGUAAAGCUGAAGACGAAUCCAUCACUUCCGUUGUUUGGCUGUGCCCAUAGCAGCGCUCCAAAAUUAGGUGGAUACACUUCCUCAUGAACUCAGUCACAGUGUCAGUGUAUACGUCAAUGUCUCAGAGGCAACCCGGAACAUGUCCAAGUCUUCGUGAUCAAAACUAGUUUGAAGCAUCGAUUUCGAUUGGUCAGACCAGCUUUGAACCGUCCUUACCACGGGUACUUCCUGUUUGAGUUUCUGCCUAUAGGAAUGGAGGAGCAGAAUAGAGGCAUGAUCUGAUUUGCUGAAGGGAGGGCGAGGGAGGGCCUUGUAGCCAUUCCGGAAGGGAGAGUAACAAUGGUCGAGAGUUUUUGAUGCGCGAGUAAUGCAGGCAAUGUGUUGAUAAAUCUUUGGUAGCGUUUUCCUCAGAUUUGCUUUAUAAAAGUCUCCAGCUACAAUAAAUGCAGCCUAACGAUAUGCAGUUUUCAGUUUGCACAAAGUCCAGUGUAGUUCCUUGAGAGCCGUCGUGGUAUCGGCUUGAGGGGGAAUAUAUACAGCUGUGACGAUGACCGAAGAGAAUACUCUCGGGAGGUAAUGCGGUUGGCAUUUGAUUGAGUUAUUCUAGGUUGGGUGAACAAAAUGACUUAAGGUAUUGUACGUUACCACAGUCACACCAUGAGUAGUUAAUCAUGAAACAUACACCUCUGCCUUUUUCCUAAUCUGCAUCGGAUGCACUCUUAAAUGUGCUGCUACUCACAUAAUGUUGCUCAAGUUAUGAUGUUGCGUGCAUUUUGUCACAUGCUCGCAGUCAAACAACCAAUAAUAACGUGCAACCCUGUGUUUGGUCUGGACUGCGUUCUCACUGGCAGCGAACUGCACCACUGUGAAACCACCCUUUUUGAGCGAACCACGGUGUGGAUAUAAUGUUCACACCAGUCCAAACGAACCAAAAUAAAAAAACGCACCAAACCAUUUGGAAAAAAACGCACCAAACCAUUUUGGUGUGAAAGCCCCCUAAGACUUAUUCCUCCUCUCUCCCCUAACUCCUCCUUAUUUCUUAUCCGCUCUUCUCUCUUCCUAUCUCUUCUCACUCCUUACCCCCUCCUCGCCCUGCCUCCUCCUUCCUCUCCUUCCUCUCCUCUCCCCCCAAACCCCUCCUCUCCUCCACCCCACUCCCUCCUCUCCCCACUUCCCCUUCCCCCCACCUCCCUCAUAAAUCCCCCCAGGUGCUAGCAAUAGACCCAGACGAUGGGGACAAUGGGACAGUGGUGUACAGCAUCAGCCCAGAGAACCCCUUCUACACCAUCAACAGCAGCACAGGGAAGAUCAGGACCAGCGGGGUUGUGCUGGACAGAGAGAGUUCCAACCCCAAAGACACCCUGCACAUGAGGACCAUCAUCGUGUCUGCUGUCGACAGUGAGUCCCAACCCAGGCCAGAACUCUGUCUGUCUGUCUGUUGGUAGAUUGGUUGGUCGGUCGGUCUGUGUGUCUAUUUGUCUGUCUGUCUGUCUGUCUGUCUGUCUGUCUGUCUGUCUGUCUGUCUGUCUGUCUGUCUGUCUGUCUGUCUGUCUGUCUGUCUGUCUGUCUGUCUGUCUGUCUGUCUGUCUGUCUGUCUGUCUGUCUGUCUGUCUGUCUGUCUGUCUGUAUGUCUGUCUGUCUGUCUGUCUGUCUGUCUGUCUGUCUGUCUGUCUGUCUGUCUGUCUGUCUGUCUGUCUGUCUGUCUGUCUGUCUGUCUGUCUGUCUGUCUGUCUGUCUAGCUGGGACUGAGACGUCUGUCUGUCUAUUCAUGUGUUUGUUUGUGUGUGUGUGUGUGUGUGUGUGUGUGUGUCUGUCUGGAGCUGAAGAGUGUGUAAAUCUGUCAGCCUACUGUAUCAGUAUCUAAAUUACAGUGUCAGUUUAUAUGUGAGUCUCUGCAAUAACACUGUUUCAACCAAAUCUUCCUUCUACUUUAAUAUUGAUGGUAAAACUUUUAUUGCCGUUUUGUGCUCUUGUAAAUGCUGUGUUUAUUCCUCUGGCGCCCCCUCCAGUUGGCAGACCUCCACUGCGUUCUUCAGUCAGCACCACGGUGUACGUCAACUUGCUGGACCUGAAUGACAACGACCCCACCUUCCUUAACCUGCCCUUUGUGGCCGAGGUGCCAGAAGGCCUGCCUAGUGGAUCCUCUGUGUUCAAGGUCAGCACACCAUUACAAGAUAUUAUUAGAGUUAGUUGCCUGUGUCUUUGUAUCAGAUUAAUCAGAUUAAUCCACGACACUGGCAUGUCUGACGGGCCUCAUUCCAUGAUAUGUCAUCAAUACAUGCCAGUGUGGCAGAUUAAACUGAUAUCAUGACAGUGCGUGUGUGUGAAGGCUAAUUGAAAAAUCUCCUUUGUUUCUGUAACUGUCUGUCAUGUCCUCCUCUCACUUCUGUUCACCGCACCACUUCCAUCUUUCUCUCGCUCUCUGUCCCCUCUGUUUCCUAUCCACACACCUCUUACUCCUCUCCCCUCUCACCCUACCCCCUCUCCUCUACUAUCUCACCUCUCCUCCCUUCCUCUCCUCUUUCUCUCCUCCUCUCCUCUCUCUCUCUGUCCUCUCCCUUCCUCCUCUCUGUCUCUUUCUCUCCCUCUUUCUCUCCCUCUCCGUUCCUUUCCCUCAAUCCCUCUCUCCUCUCCUCCCUCAGAUCCAGGUGGAUGACCCUGAUGAGGAGGAGAAUGGUAUGGUUACCAUGGCGCUACUGGUGGGCAUGCCACGCCUUGACUUCUAUCUCAACAGCACCACGGGCGUGCUGUACUCCACAGCAACGCUGGACCGCGAGCAGAUUGGCCAGUACCACCUGAGGAUUGUGGCAUACGACAAAGGGCAGAAACCACGCACCUCCACCAGCACCCUCACCAUCACAGGUAUGCAAUAGUCAGGGCAUGUAUUCAUAAAGCGUCUCAGAGUAGGAGUGCUGAUCUAGAAUCAGUUUUGCCUUUCAGAUCAUAAUGACUAAGACAGUGGGGACCUGAUCCUAGAUCACCACACCUACUUUCAGAUGAUAUGUGAAUACAGGACACGGCUAGACCAACAUACAAACUUUGCACCAUGUAAAGACUGAUUCAAGACUCGCAGAGAUUUGCAGAGUAUAACCUGCUGGUCUGAAGCAGAUCUUUUAGAAGUGCUGAGAGAUUAAUGAGAAUCUAUUAAAUGUGUUACUUGUCUUGUCCGCCUACUGCGCAUGAUUACAUUUAUUUUACAAAGAUGAAUAUGAAAACAUGAUAACUCAGAGUCUAUGUGUCUCUCUUUGUCUGUCUGUCUGUCUGUCUGUCUGUCUGUCUGUCUGUCUGUCUGUCUGUCUGUCUGUCUGUCUGUCUGUCUGUCUGUCUGUCUGUCUGUCUGUCUGUCUGUCUGUCUGUCUGUCUUGUCUCCCUGUGUCCCUCAGUCCUAGAUGCCAACGACGAGACCCCCACAUUCUUCCCCAAAGUGUACAAUGUGUCCCUGCAGGAGAGCGUCCCCAGGGACCAUGUGGUGGCUCACCUCAACUGCUUCGACAACGACGCCGGCCUCAACGCUGAGCUCAGCUACUUCAUCACAGGUCAGAGGUCAAACUAAGGCCAUGGCAGCCACAAAUGUGUGCGUGUGCGAGUGGGUGUGUGUGUGUGUGGUGUGUGAGUGGUUGGGAAACACGUGUGUGCAUCUAGAGUGGUUGGGCAAAACGUAGAGGUGUAUUAUGUGAAUUUCCUACUCCUUGUGUAUGUGUGGACACUACACUCUUAGAAAAAAGGGUUCCAAAGGGGUUCUUUGCGGAGGAAUAGGGUUCUACUAAGAACUGUUUUAAUCAGAAGAACCCUUUUUGGAAGACAAGGGUUCUAUGUAUCUAUAACCUUUAACAUCCUAAGAAUCUUUUUUGGAAGAAAGGGUUCUUUGAUGGUUCUUUGGAAGGAAAGAAUAAUUCUUUGGAAGGCAAGAAGGGUUUUUACAAAUAACCAUAUAUCAUAUUUCCCAGCAUGCUCUAUUGCAGUGAUAUUUUCAGAAUUGUUUGUUUUACUGUUAUAUCUGUUGUUUUUGCAUUGAUUGGUUGAUACAUUUUAUGCUACACAAAGAUAAAUAACAUACCGUUUUCUAAUCUACUCCAAUCUGUUAGUAAUUGGAUUUAUUGCACCCGUUAGUGAGAUGGUUGUUCAAGUUUAGAUGAUUUAGGUAGUCUCAGUAUUCAGUCUUCCCAUCCCUGGCAGUCAUUCUGAUUGCAGGUUGCAGGUGAUUAACAAUUCUACUUGUUGGAUAUCCUAACUCAGGCUGGAUUCCAAUAGGAAUUACACAACACUUUGCAAACCAGCAUACUGUAAUUUGCAGGUCUGGUGUGGCCUGUAAAGCAGGAGAUUCCUAACACCCCUGUGUUAGGGUAUUACUAGGCCCUCAAAGAAAGGCCUUAUAUAUGUAUUGUCAUAAAUCAUAACAUUUUAAAGGCUAAUAAGGCUGGUGGAACUGUCCAUAGAGUGUUUUAAGAAGAACCCUCCAAAGAUAAAAGGGUUCUCAGUAGAACCCUUCAUAGAUGGUUCUAGGAAGAACCUUUAGAUUAUAAAAUGGUUCUUGGUAGAACCCUUCAUAGAGGGUUCUAGGUAGAACUAUAUACAGUGGGUUCUUUGAAGAACCCUAUGUAGAGGGUUCUAGAUAGACCCCUCUGCAAAGGGUUAUACCCAGCACCAAAAAGGGUUCCCCUAUGGGGACAAACCGAAGAACCCUGUACGGUUCUAUUUAGCACCUUUUUUUCUAAGAGUGUAGUGUAUAUGUGUGUGUGUGCAUGCAGACUUGCGUUCAUUUAUGUGUAUAAGUGAAUAGCCGAGAUUUACAUGUAAUGUUCCACCAUCUGUGUGUUGUGUUCUGCAGAUGGUAACCAGGAUGGUAAAUUCAGUGUUGGCUUCAGAAAUGGUGUGGUCCGGACUGUGGUUGCCCUGGACAGAGAGACACUGGCUGCAUACAAACUGGUCAUAGAGGCUAUCGGUGAGUCCUAGCCCUAUAAGAGUAUUUUUCAGUCCUAGCCCUAUAAUAGCCUUCAUCUUUGUUUUUACUCUGUGUAUUUAGACCAAUUGUAUUUGUUCCAUUUUGGGCUUGUUUUAGUGUACAUGUUCUGUAUGAUUUCAAACUUCAAAUAAAUUGGUUCAAAGCUACAAUCCUUUUGUACAUCUGUGAGAUUGAGAAGUGAGAAGUGAUGCAUGCAAGUCUUCAGGGAUGUAAAAUGUUGUGCUACGGUCUCUGUUCCUUUUCAUCAUCGUACUAAAGAGAGAACAAUAAGGGUUGCAUCCUAAAUACAAGCCUAUUCCCUUGUUAGUGCACUACUUUUCACCAGGGCCCAUAGGGCUCUGGUUCAAAGAUGUAAAACUUUGUAAGGAAUAGGCUGCCAUUUGGGAUGCAACCAAGGUUUGAGGUUUCCUGUUGUUGUUUUUCUUGAAACCUUUAAGUACAUCUCAGUUGUUCUGAGGUGUCUGCUGCUAGGGCUGUUCAGACACCUCACUGUGUGUAUACAAUGAGUAUACCAAACAUUAGAAACACAUUCCUAAUAUUUUGGGUGGUGGAACAUUCUUGAUACACACGGGAAACUGUUGCGCUGUUGCAGUUUUUGACACAAAUUGGUGCGCCUGGUACCUACAGUACACCAUACCCUGUUCAAAGGCACUUAAAUAUUUUGUUUUGCCCAUUCACACUCAAGGCUUGAAAAUCCUUCUUUAACCUAUCUCAUCCACUUCAUCUACACUGAUUUAGGUGGAUUUAACAAGUGAUAUCAAUAAGGGAUCAUAGCUUUCACUUGGUCAGUCUGUCAUAGAAAGAGCAGGUGUUCUUAAUGUUUUAUAUACUAAUUUAGGCGGAGAGAGGGGAAGAGAGGGGGGGGGGGGGGGAUUGAGAGAAGAGGAGAGCACUCAUGUUACUACCUCAGAAGUGAUUGAACAUGGCUCAACUUUGAGUAUCCCACUGAUAUUUUUUCAAAUGUUGGGUUUUCAAAGACUCAGUUUGUUUUUGUUUUCUAUUGUAUGGUUUUAAUGAUUCGAUUAUACAGUUGGUUUUAUUUACAAAGAUGGCAAAGAUAUUGACUUUAGUUGAAAUGCAACCAAUGAAUGCACUGAGUGUAAGUUGCUAAAUGACUCAAAUGAAAUAAAAUUUUAGCUGUGUCAUAAAACAGAAAAAUAUGUUCACUGGCCCAGUUUCUCAGAAACUGACAGACACAUACACACAGUGUUGUAAUGUGUGAAUGUGUGUCCCCCUCAGAUAAUGGUCCAGCAGGCAGCAGGAGGACAGGCACAGCCACAGUGUUUGUAGAAGUACUGGACGUGAACGACAACAGACCCAUCUUCCUCCAGAACAGCUAUGAGACCAGCAUACUAGAGAAUGUCCCCAUUGGAACCAGCAUCCUGCAGGUACACAGGCAGGCUGACACACACACACACACACACACACACACACACACACGUACACACACACACACACACACACACGUACACAUACAGAUAGAUGUAUGAUCUUAAUUUGAUCACCCUGUUGCAGGAGAAAUUUCCUGCAAUGCAAUUUGAUUUGAGGUUUAAAAAGGCUUCUGAAAUGUGUAAUCCCUUACAAAAAAUGCAUCAACCUCUACACAUUUCCAUUAAUUAUAAUCCACAUACAGUGCCUUGCAAAAGUAUUCAUCCACCUUGGCGUUUUUCCUAUUUUGUUGCAUUACAACCUGUAAUUUAAAUUGAUUUUUAUGUGUGAACAGUGCAAACUGGCUCUAACCAGAUUAGAAAGAGGAGUGGGAGGCCCCGGUUCACAACUGAGCAAGAGGACAAAUACAUUAGAGUAUCUAGUUUGAGAAACAGACGCCUCACAGGUCCUCAACUGUCAGCUUCAUUAAAUAGUACCCGCAAAACACCAGUCUCAACGUCAACAGUGAAGAGGUGACUCUGGGAUGCUGACCUUCUAGGCAGAGUUUCAAAGAAAAAGCCAUAUCUCAGACUGCCCAUCUUAAUAUUUUAUUUUUAUUGGCCAGUCUGAGAUAUGGCUUUUUCUUUGCAACUCUGCCUAGAAGCUCAGCAUCCCGGAGUCGCCUCAGUUGCUCAGUUGUGAACCGGGGCCUCCCACUCCUCUUUCUAAUCUGGUUAAAGCCAGUUUGCGCUGUUCUAUGAAGGGAGUAGUACACAGCGUUGUACGAGAUCUUCAGUUUCUUGGCAAUUUCUUGCAUGGAAUAGCCUUAAUUUCUCAGAACAAGAAUAGACUGACGAGUUUCAGAAGAAGGUUAUUUGUUUCUGGACAUUUUGAGCCUGUAAUCGAACCCACAAUUGCUGAUGCUCCAGAUACUCAACUAGUCUCAAGAAGGCCAGUGUUAUUGCUUCUUUAAUUACCGCAACAGUUUUCAGCUGUGCUAACACAAUUGCAAAAGGGUUUUCUAAUGAUCAAUUAGCCUUUUAAAAUUAUAAACUUGGAUUAGCAAACACAACGUGCCAUUGGAACACAGGACUGAUGGGUGCUGAUAAUGGGCCUCUGUACGCCUCUGUAGAUAUUACAUUCAAAAUCAGCAGUUUCCAUCUACAAUAGCCAUUUACAACAUUAACAAUGUGUACACUGUAUUUUUGAACAAUUGGAUGUUAUUUUAAUGGACAAAAAAAUUGCUUUUCUUUCGAAUACAAGGACGUUUCUAAGUGACCCCAAAUCUUUGAACGGUAGUGUACACGCGCACACUCACACACACCCACACACACACACACACACACACACACACACAGCAGUGUAAAGUAUUUAAGUACAAAUACUUUAAAGUACUACCUAACUCGUUUUUUGGGGUAUCUGAACUAUUGAUAGUUUUAAUAACUUUUACUUUCCUAAAGAAAAUAAUGUACUUUUUACUCCAUACAUUUUCCCUUACACCCAAAAGUUCUUGUUACAUUUUAAAUGCUUAGCAGGACAGGAAAAUGGUCCAAUUCACGCACUCAUCAAGAGAUCAUACCUGGUCAUCCCUACUGCCUCUGAUCUGGCAAACUCACUAAACACACAUGCAUCGUUUGUAAAUUAUGUCUGAGUGUUGGAGUGUGCUCCUGGCUAUCCAUAAAUUAUAAAUCAAGAAAAUGGUACCAUCUGGUUUGCUUAAUAUAAAGAAUUUGAAAUGAUUCAUACUUUUCCUUUUCCUUUGGUACUUGUCAGUGGGUGCUGUAGGUGGGUGUGGUGCAGGAAUCAGGCGCAGGACGCAGAAACUUAGUUCAAAAGACUUUAGUGAACACUCACUCAUAACACGAGCCAAAAAGCCCGGAGGCGAGAAAAUACGCACACAGGCGUAAAACAAAAUGCGCACUAACAUGUGCGAGAACCCUCCCUAACAGAGGAGGAAAACAACGAAGCACAGACAACCAACAGUAGCGCACAAACACGACAGCAAGUACAAUCACACACAACACCUGACAAACACAACGAGAACUUAUAGGACACUAAUGAGCGCUAAACGAAAACAGGUGUACAACAUCAAGACAAAACCAAACGAACAUCGAAACAUACAACGGUGGCAGCUAGUACUCCGGAGACGACGACCGCCGAAGCCUGCCCGAGCAAGGAAGAGAGGCAGCCUCGGCCGAAACUGUGACAGUACCCCCCCUUGACGCGCGGCUCCAGACGUGCGCCGACUCCGGCCUCGGGGACGACCAGGAGGACGCGGAGCAGGGCGCGUCGGGUGACUACGGUGGGAUUCUGUCAGGAGAGACGGGUCCAAAAUGACUCUCCUCGGCACCCAGCACCGUUCCUCCGGGCCGUACCCCUCCCACUCCACGAGAUAUUGGAGACCCCCCAUCCGACGUCUCGAAUCCAAGAUGGACCGCACGGAGUACGCCGGUGCCCCCUCGAUGUCCAAUGGGGGCGGAGGAGUCUCUCUGAUUUCAUCUUCCUGGAGUGGACCAGCUACCACCGGCCUGAGAAGAGACACAUGGAACGAGGGGUUAAUAUUCUUAUAAUCAAUAGGCAGUUGUAAUCUGUAACACACCACGUUCAAUCUUCUCAGGACUUUAAACGGCCCCACAAACCGCCGACCCAGUUUCCGGCAGGGCAGGCGGAGGGGCAGGUUUCUGGUAGAGAGCCAGACUCGAUCACCAGGUGCGUACACCGGCCCCUCACUGCGGUGGAGAUCGGCGCUCGCCUUCUGACGACGGAGGGCCCACUGCAGGUGGACGUGUGCAGCGUUCCACGUCUCCUCCGAGCGCCGCACCCACUCAUCCACCGCAGGAGCCUCGAUCUGGCUCUGCUGCCAUGGUGCCAGAACCGGCUGGUAACCUAACACACAUUGGAAAGGGGUUAGGUUAGUUGAGGAAUGGCGUAGGGAAUUCUGGGCCAUUUCUGCCCAGGGAACGUACCGUGCCCACUCCUCCGGCCGGUCCUGGCAGUAUGAUCUAAGAAACCUACCCACAUCCUGGUUCACACGUUCCACCUGCCCAUUACUCUCAGGAUGGUAACCCGAGGUGAGGCUCACCGAGACCCACAAACGCUCCAUAAAUGCUCUCCAGACUCUGGAGGUGAACUGGGGACCUCGAUCAGACACAAUAUCCUCGGGUACCCCGUAGUGCCGGAAAACGUGGGUGAAUAGAGCUUCGGCGGUCUGUAGGGCAGUAGGAAGGCCCGGCAUAGGGAGCAAACGACAGGCCUUAGAGAACCGGUCCACAAUGACCAGUAUAGUAGUAUUCCCCUGCGAGGGGGGAAGGUCAGUGACGAAGUCCACCGAGAGGUGAGACCAUGGUCAUUGUGGAACGGGCAGGGGUUGUAACUUACCCCUAGGCAGAUGUCUAGGCGCCUUACACUGGGCGCACACCGAGCAGGAGGAGACAUAAACCCUCACAUCCCUCGCUAACGUGGGCCACCAGUACUUAGCACUAAGGCAGUGCACUGUCCGGCCAAUACCAGGAUGUCCAGAGGAGGGUGACGUGUGAGCCCAAUAGAUCAAUCGAUCCCGAACCUCGAGCGGGACGUACGUCCGACCCUCCGGGCAUUGAGGAGGACUAGGGUCGGUGCGCAACGCCCGCUCGAUCUCAGCAUCGACCUCCCACACUACCGGUGCCACCAGACAAGACUCCGGCAGUAUUGGAGUGGGCUCCACGGACCUCUCCUCCGUGUCAUUCCGCCGAGACAGUGCGUCUGCCUUACCGUUCUGUGACCCAGGGAUGUACGUGAUCUUAAAUACGAACCGGGCCAAAAACAUGUUCCACCGCGCCUGGCGAGGGUUCAGUCUCCUAGCUGCCCGGAUGUACUCCAGGUUACGGUGGUCAGUCAAAAUGAGAAAAGGGUGUUGAGCCCCCUCAAGCCAAUGCCUCCACACCUUUAGGGCCUGUACCACGGCUAACAGCUCCCUGUCCCCUACGUCAUAAUUUCGCUCCGCCGGACUGAGCAUUUUGGAAUAAAAAGCACAGGGGCGGAGUUUAGGUGGCGUGCCGGACCGUUGCGAAAGCACGGCCCCUAUACCGGCCUCUGACGCAUCCACCUCUACCUGAAAUGGUAAAGAGGGAUCUGGAUGCGCCAGCACCGGAGCCGAAGUAAACAGGUUCUUCAGCCUCCCAAAGCCCUGUCCGCCUCGGCUGACCACUGCAAACGCACCGGACCCCCCUUCAAAAGAGACGUUAUGGGAGCUGCCACCUGUCCAAAACCCCGGAUAAACCUCCGGUAGUAAUUUGCAAAAACUGCUGCACCUCUUUAACAGUGGUUGGAGUCUGCCAAUUACGCACGGCUGACACCCGGUCAACCUCCAUCUUCACCCCUGACGCAGACAACUGAUAACCCAAAAAGGAGAUCGACUCCUGGAAAAACAGACAUUUCUCUGCCUUGACAUACAGGUCGUGCUCCAACAGCCUCCUCAACACUUGGCGCACCAGGGCCACAUGCUCGACUCGGGUAGACGAGUACACGAGAAUGUCAUCUAUGUAAACGACCACCCCCUGCCCCUGCAUGUCCCUGAAGAUCUCAUCCACGAAUGAUUUGAAAACUGAAGGAGCGUUCAUCAACCCAUAUGGCAUGACAAGAUACUCGUAAUGACCCGAGGUGGUACUAAACGCUGUCUUCCAUUCAUCGCCCUCUCUAAUGCGUACCAAGUUGUAAGCGCUCCUGAGAUCUAAUUUUGUGAAAAAACGCGCCCCGUGCAAUGACUCCGUCAUGGUCGCAAUCAGAGGAACUGGAUAACUGUACUUCACCGUGAUCUGAUUGAGACUACGGUAAUCAAUUUACGGGCGUAACCCUCCAUCCUUCUUCUUCACAAAAAAGAAACUCGAGGACGCAGGGGAAGUGGAUGGCCGUAUGUAUCCUUGUCUCAGAGAUUCGUCUAUGUAAGUCUCCAUAGCUCUCUUCUCCUCUUGAGACAGAGGAUACAUAUGGCUCCGUGGGAGCGCAGCUCCUGCCUGGAGGUCUAUCGCACAAUCUCCCUGCCUAUGAGGAGGUAACUGCGUCGCCCUCGACUUACUGAACACAAUAGCCAAAUCGUCAUACUCGGGGGGAAUGUGCAAUGCGGGCACCUGGUUUGGACUCUCCACCGAGAUAGCCCCCACGGAAACACCUAAACAUCACCCCACACACUGGGCAGACGACUCCAUCAGAGCCCUCUCCUGCCACGAAAUAGACGGAUUAUGGAUACUCAACCAGGGCAUUCCCAGCACCACCGGAUACGCAGGAGAGUCGAUCAGAUAUAGCUGGAUAAUCUCCUCAUGACCCCCCUGCGUACACAUCCUAAGUGGUGCCGUGACUUCCCUGAUCAAGCCCGAUCCCAACCGACGGCUAUCUAGGGCAUGAACGGGGAAUGGGACGUCAACAGGAAGAAGGGGAAUCCCUAAUUCUAAACAAAAUUUUCUAUCAACAAAAUUCCCAGCCGCGCCUGAAUCUACUAGCGCCUUAUGCUGUGAAUGAGGUGCAACCUGUGGAAAUCGCACAGGUAUACAGAAGUGCGCAACCGAGAGCUCUGGGUAAGUGGGGCGCCUACUCACCUGGAAGGACUCCCCAGUGCGGAGCCUGUCGUCUUCUCCCCUAGGAGACCCUCCCCAGCACCUAGCCUCGGUGUGUCUUCCACGGCCACAGUUGGUGCAGAGGACGGCCCCCCUCGUACUCCGACCCCUCCUCUCUCUAGCGCCAGCACCCCCGAGCUCCAUAGGGCUCGGCUCGGAGGUGCUGGAGGAUGGAAUGGACGGACCCCCCUCGGAACGUCCGCGGGUAGCCAGCAGGGUGUCCAGCCUGAUGGACAUGUCCACUAACUGAUCGAAAGAGAGGCUGGUAUCCCUGCAGGCCAGCUCCCGACGAACGUCCUCUCGUAGACUACAGCGGUAGUGAUCGAUGAGGGCCCGCUCAUUCCACCCUGCAUCCGCCGCUAGAGUUCGGAAUUCUAAAGCGAACUCCUGGGCGCUCCUCCUCCCCUGCCGGAGGUAGAACAGACGCUCCCCCGCCGCUUUCCCCUCAGGUGGAUGGUCAAACACAGCCCUGAAGCGGCGGGAGAACUCAGAGUAGGUGAUGGUGGAGGCGUCUAUUCUCCUCCACUCUGCGUUGGCCCAUUCCAACGCCUUGCCGGUAAGACAGGAGAUGAGGGCGGACACGCAGCGGUCCCAUCAUAGGCCCUCGGGAGCGAGAGCCGAAUUCCCCUGGGUUCCGGAGCUUGAAUGGGCUGACUGGCCGAUGGUGAUGGCACGGGAGGUGGAGUUGUGGGUGUCCCUCUGGUCUCCCAGCGUUGAAGGGUGUUAAUCACGUCCUGAAGGGCGGUCCCGAUACGAAGGAUCUGAUCGUUCUGCUCACGGACCCUAUCCUCCAGAGACUCAGGUGCUGCUGCGGCUCCUGCUGAUUCCAUCCUUAUGGUGUGUGAUUCUGUCAGUGGGUGCUGUAGGUGGGUGUGGUGCAGGAAUCAGGCGCAGGACGCAGAAACUUAGUCCAAAAGACUUUAGUGAACACUCACUCAUAACACGAGCCAAAAAGCCCGGAGGCGAGAAAAUACGCACACAAGCGUAGAACAAAAUGCGCACUAACAUGUGCGAGAACCCUCCCUAACAGAGGAGGAAAACAACGAAGCACAGACAACCAACAGUAGUGCACAAACACGACAGCAAGUACAAUCACACACAACACCUGACAAACACAACGAGAACUUAUAGGACACUAAUGAGCGCUAAACGAAAACAGGUGUACAACAUCAAGACAAAACCAAACGAACAUCGAAACAUACAACGGUGGCAGCUAGUACUCCGGAGACGACGACCGCCGAAGCCUGCCCGAGCAAGGAAGAGAGGCAGCCUCGGCCAAAACCGUGACAGUACUCAAGUAUAUUUUUGCAAUUACAUUUACUUUUGAUACUUAAGUAUAUUUAAAACCAAAUACUUUUAGACUUUUACUCAAGUACUAUUUUACUGGGUGACUUUCACUUUUACUUGAGUCAUUUUCUAUGAAGGUAUCUUAACUUUUACUCAAGUAUGACAAUUGGGUACUUUUUCCACAACUGCACACCCACACACAUGCACACACAUACACUCCAAUGCAUUUAACGCAGGUAUUUGAAAGUAGUUUAAAAUAGUAGGCUGUUUAUAGGAAUUAUUUUAGCAUACAGUGAGGGAAAAAAGUAUUUGAUCCCCUGCUGAUUUUGUAAGUUUGCCCACUGACAAAGACAUGAUCAGUCUAUAAUUUUAAUGGUAGGUUUAUUUGAACAGUGAGAAACAGAAUAACAACAAAAAAAUCCAGAAAAACGCACGUCAAAAAAGUUCUAAAUUGAUUUCCAUUUUAAUGAGGGAAAUAAGUAUUUGACCCCUCUGCAAAACAUGACUUAGUACUUGGUGGCAAAACCCUUGUUGGCAAUCACAGAGGUCAGACAUUCCUUGUAGUUGGCCACCAGGUUUGCACACAUCUCAGGAGGGAUUUUGUCCCACUCCUCUUUGCAGAUCUUCUCCAAGUCAUUAAGGUUUCGAGCCUGACGUUUGGCAACUCGAACCUUCAGCUCCCUCCACAUAUUUUCUAUGGGAUUAAGGUCUGGAGAACGGCUAGGUCACUUCAGGACCUUAAUGUGCUUCUUCUUGAGCCACUCCUUUGUUGCCUUGGCCGGGUGGUUUGAGUCAUUGUCAUGCUGGAAUACCCAUCCACGACCCAUUUUCAAUGCCCUGGCUGAGGGAAGGAGGUUCUCACCCAAGAUUUGACGGUACAUGGCCCCGUCCAUCGUCCCUUUGAUGCGGUGAAGUUGUCCUGUCCCCUUAGCAGAAAAACACCCCCAAAGCAUAAUAUUUCCCCCUCCAUGUUUGACAGUGGGGAUGGUGUUCUUGGGGUCAUAGGCAGCAUUCUUCCUCCAAACACGGCGAGUUGAGUUGAUGCCAAAAAGCUCGAUUUUGGUCUCAUCUGACCACAACACUUUCACCCAGUUCUCCUCUGAAUCAUUCAGAUGUUCAUUGGCAAACUUCAGACAGGCCUGUAUAUGUGCUUUCUUGAGCAGGGGGACCUUGCGGGCGCUGCAGGAUUUCAGUCCUUCACGGCGUAGUGUGUUACCAAUUGUUUUCUUGGUGACUAUGGUCCCAGCUGCCUUGAGAUCAUUGACAAGGUCCUCCCGUGUAGUUCUGGGCUGAUUCCUCACCGUUCUCAUGAUCAUUGCAACUCCACGAGGUGAGAUCUUGCAUGGAGCCCCAGGCCGAGGGAGAUUGACAGUGUUUUGUGUUUCUUCCAUUUGCGAAUAAUCGCACCAACUGUUGUCACCUUCUCACCAAGCUGCUUGGCGAUUGUCUUGUAGCCCAUUCCAGCCUUGUGUAGGUCUACAAUCUUGUCCCUGACAUCCUUGGAGAGCUCUUUGGUCUUGGCCAUGGUGGAGAGUUUGGAAUCUGAUUGAUUGAUUGCUUCUGUGGACAGGUGUCUUUUAUACAGGUAACAAACUGAGAUUAGGAGCACUCCCUUUAAGAGUGUGUUCCUAAUCUCAGCUCCUUAGCUGUAUAAAAGACACCUGGGAGCCAGAAAUCUUUCUGAUUGCGAGGGGGUCAAAUACUUAUUUCCCUCAUUAAAAUGCAAAUCGAUUUAUAACAUUUUUGACUCGCGUUUUUCUGGAUGUUUUUGUUGUUAUUCUGUCGCUCACUGUUCAAAUAAACCUACCAUAAAAAUUAUAGACUGAUAAUUUCUUUGUCAGUGGGCAAACGUACAAAAUCAGCAGGGGAUCAAACACUUUUUUCCCUCACUGUACUUACAAAUACUUCCAAUAGAGGUAGUUGAUUCGGGCCACAUUAUUUGAAAAUACUCAAAUGCACAGAACAAUAAGUAUUUAAAUAACAAAUAAUCAAAUACACAUGUAUUUGAACCCAGGUCACACACACACACGCACAAAAUGAGAAAACAUUUGUAUUUUCUAAAACAACCAAAAAUGUUAUACAACAAAAUAAUACCACAAAAUGUUCUAAUACAACAAAAGUACAAAACAAUUCACAUCAACCACAGAGGCUGGUAUCCCUUUUGGCAGAACAUUAGGCUUGCACCUGCUUCUCUGGUCUGUUACAACAUGACCGAUCAACAGGUAUGGUCACGGUCAAUAAUGUUCCAAAUAACCACAUGGACUGGUAAAGUAAAGGUUAUCUUGAAGUAAGGAUUUGGUCAGAUGUUAGUGUCAUUGUUUAGUUAGCAGUACAUCCAUGGACAGGCAGGACUGUAGUCAAGUCUGAAUGCUGUGGUCAAGUUAUGGUUAGAGCGGUCACCUCCAUGAGCGGGCCUGCGUUCAUCCCACGGUCCGAGCGUGGUCAUAUCCCUGUAACGCAGUCAAACAGGCAGGGCAUGCUAAGGUGGGGCAUCGGUGAGCUGCUGUGGUCAGGUUGCGGUCUGGUGGGGAGCAGUGGUUGCUGCGGUCCGGCCAGUGUUGGGGCAGUCAUUUGAAAGAGGAGGUGAACGACCACCACUUGGACCCCAGUCUCUUCCACAGCUUGAGCUGGGGCUCCGAGGACAGAGAAGGGCCGCAGACCAGGGACUCGCCUGA